Molecule: messenger RNA, 7171 nt
Organism: Harmonia axyridis
Lineage: Eukaryota; Metazoa; Arthropoda; Insecta; Coleoptera; Coccinellidae
Product: fibrillin-1-like
Exons: 4
Coding region: 84-7073 (2329 amino acids)
Source: RefSeq, a predicted model, not a curated record
AAUUAUCUUCCUUCCGGUGAUAAUGACAAAUGUACAAAUAAUAAAAUAUUAAUUAGAAGUCGCGAAGACUGCAAUGAUAAAAAAUGUAUAAGAUGAGUUCAGAUUUUUAUUUGGUGUUGUUUUUCUUGUUUUCUGUGAUAAACGUGAUAUGUACAGUCAAUAAUGGCGAAUGCAGAUUUUGUAUAAAUGGAAAAUGCCGAGGAAAGCUAUGCAUCUGUAACAAAGGAUUCGUUAUGGAUUCGGUAAAUAAAUAUAAGUGUAAUAGACUUUGCAGUAAAUUAUGCUCAAACGGAAGAUGUUCUGCCAAAGAAACUUGCACUUGCAAUGCUGGUUAUAUCCUUGACAUUAAAGAUAAAUACAGAUGUAACAAACUAUGUAGUAAAACAUGUGUGAAUGGGAGAUGUACUGCUAGAGAAACAUGCUCUUGUAAUGCCGGAUAUAUCAUCGAUUCAAAGGACAGAUAUAAAUGUAAUAAACUUUGUAGUAGAUCAUGUAUCAACGGAAGAUGUUCUGCCAAAGAAACUUGCACUUGCAAUGCCGGUUAUAUCCUUGACCUUAAAGAUAAAUACAGAUGUAACAAACUAUGUAGUAAAACAUGUGUGAAUGGGAGAUGUACUGCUAGAGAAACAUGCUCUUGUAAUGCCGGAUAUAUCAUCGAUUCAAAGGACAAAUAUAAAUGUAAUAAACUUUGUAGUAGAUCAUGCAUCAACGGAAGAUGCUCUGCCAGAGAAACUUGCACUUGCAAUGCAGGUUAUAUUCUUGACCUGAAAGAUAAAUACAAAUGUAACAGUCUAUGUAGUAAAACAUGUGUGAAUGGAAGAUGUACUUCUAGAGAAACAUGCUCUUGUAAUGCAGGAUACAUCCUCGAUUCGAAGGACAAAUAUAAAUGUAAUAAACUAUGUAGUCGAUCAUGCAUAAAUGGAAGGUGCUCUGCCAAAGAAACUUGCACUUGCAAUGCAGGUUAUAUCCUUGAUUUGAAAGAUAAAUACAAAUGUAACAAACUAUGCAGCAAAACAUGUGUGAAUGGAAGAUGUACUGCCAAAGAAACUUGCACUUGCAAUGCAGGUUAUAUCCUUGACACGAAAGACAAAUACAAAUGUAAUAAUAUGUGUAGUAAAACAUGUGUGAAUGGAAGAUGUACUUCUAGAGAAACAUGUUCUUGUAAUGCGGGAUAUAUCCUCGAUUUUAAGGACAAAUAUAAAUGUAAUAAACUAUGUAGUCGAUCAUGCAUAAAUGGAAGGUGCUCUGCCAAAGAAACUUGCACUUGCAAUGCAGGUUAUAGCCUUGACCAGAAAGAUAAAUACAAAUGUAACAAACUAUGCAGCAAAACAUGUGUGAAUGGAAGAUGUACUGCUAGAGAAACAUGCUCUUGUAAUGCAGGAUAUAUCCUCGAUUCGAAGGACAAAUAUAAAUGUAAUAAACUUUGUAGUAGAUCUUGCAUCAACGGAAGAUGCUCUGCCAAAGAAACUUGCACUUGCAAUGCAGGUUAUAUUCUUGAUUUGAAAGAUAAAUACAAAUGUAACAAACUAUGCAGCAAAACAUGUGUGAAUGGAAGAUGUACUGCUAGAGAAACAUGCUCUUGUAAUGCCGGAUAUAUCAUCGAUUCAAAGGACAGAUAUAAAUGUAAUAAACUUUGUAGUAGAUCAUGUAUCAACGGAAGAUGUUCUGCCAAAGAAACUUGCACUUGCAAUGCCGGUUAUAUCCUUGACCUUAAAGAUAAAUACAGAUGUAACAAACUAUGUAGUAAAACAUGUGUGAAUGGGAGAUGUACUGCUAGAGAAACAUGCUCUUGUAAUGCCGGAUAUAUCAUCGAUUCAAAGGACAAAUAUAAAUGUAAUAAACUUUGUAGUAGAUCAUGCAUCAACGGAAGAUGCUCUGCCAAAGAAACUUGCACUUGCAAUACAGGUUAUAUCCUUGACACGAAAGACAAAUACAAAUGUAAUAAUCUGUGUAGUAAAACAUGUGUGAAUGGAAGAUGUACUUCUAGAGAAACAUGCUCUUGUAAUGCAGGAUACAUCCUCGAUUCGAAGGACAAAUAUAAAUGUAAUAAACUUUGUAGUAAAUCUUGCAUAAAUGGAAGGUGCUCUGCCAAAGAAACUUGCACUUGCAAUGCAGGUUAUAUCCUUGAUUUGAAAGAUAAAUACAAAUGUAACAAACUAUGCAGCAAAACAUGUGUGAAUGGAAGAUGUACUGCCAAAGAAACUUGCACUUGCAAUGCAGGUUAUAUCCUUGACACGAAAGACAAAUACAAAUGUAAUAAUCUGUGUAGUAAAACAUGUGUGAAUGGAAGAUGUACUUCUAGAGAAACAUGCUCUUGUAAUGCAGGAUACAUCCUCGAUUCGAAGGACAAAUAUAAAUGUAAUAAACUUUGUAGUAGAUCUUGCAUCAACGGAAGAUGCUCUGCCAGAGAAACUUGCACUUGCAAUGCAGGUUAUAGCCUUGACCAGAAAGAUAAAUACAAAUGUAACAAACUAUGCAGCAAGACAUGUGUGAAUGGAAGAUGUACUGCUAGAGAAACAUGUUCUUGUAAUGCGGGAUAUAUCCUCGAUUUUAAGGACAAAUAUAAAUGUAAUAAACUAUGUAGUCGAUCAUGCAUAAAUGGAAGGUGCUCUGCCAAAGAAACUUGCACUUGCAAUGCAGGUUAUAUCCUUGAUUUGAAAGAUAAAUACAAAUGUAACAGUCUAUGUAGUAAAACAUGUGUGAAUGGAAGAUGUACUGCUAGAGAAACAUGCUCUUGUAAUGCAGGAUAUAUCCUCGAUUCGAAGGACAAAUAUAAAUGUAAUAAACUUUGUAGUAGAUCUUGCAUCAACGGAAGAUGCUCUGCCAGAGAAACUUGCACUUGCAAUGCAGGUUAUAUUCUUGACCUGAAAGAUAAAUACAAAUGUAACAGUCUAUGUAGUAAAACAUGUGUGAAUGGAAGAUGUACUGCUAGAGAAACAUGCUCUUGUAAUGCAGGAUAUAUCCUCGAUUCGAAGGACAAAUAUAAAUGUAAUAAACUUUGUAGUAGAUCUUGCAUCAACGGAAGAUGCUCUGCCAGAGAAACUUGCACUUGCAAUGCAGGUUAUAUUCUUGACCUGAAAGAUAAAUACAAAUGUAACAGUCUAUGUAGUAAAACAUGUGUGAAUGGAAGAUGUACUGCUAGAGAAACAUGCUCUUGUAAUGCAGGAUACAUCCUCGAUUCGAAGGACAAAUAUAAAUGUAAUAAACUUUGUAGUAGAUCUUGCAUCAACGGAAGAUGCUCUGCCAGAGAAACUUGCACUUGCAAUGCAGGUUAUAGCCUUGACCAGAAAGAUAAAUACAAAUGUAACAAACUAUGCAGCAAAACAUGUGUGAAUGGAAGAUGUACUGCUAGAGAAACAUGCUCUUGUAAUGCAGGAUAUAUCCUCGAUUCGAAGGACAAAUAUAAAUGUAAUAAACUUUGUAGUAGACCUUGCAUCAACGGAAGAUGCUCUGCCAGAGAAACUUGCACUUGCAAUGCAGGUUAUAUUCUUGAUUUGAAAGAUAAAUACAAAUGUAACAGUCUAUGUAGUAAAACAUGUGUGAAUGGAAGAUGUACUGCUAAAGAAACAUGCUCUUGUAAUGCAGGAUAUAUCCUCGAUUCGAAGGACAAAUAUAAAUGUAAUAAACUUUGUAGUAGACCUUGCAUCAACGGAAGAUGCUCUGCCAGAGAAACUUGCACUUGCAAUGCAGGUUAUAUUCUUGAUUUGAAAGAUAAAUACAAAUGUAACAGUCUAUGUAGUAAAACAUGUGUGAAUGGAAGAUGUACUGCUAAAGAAACAUGCUCUUGUAAUGCAGGAUAUAUCCUCGAUUCGAAGGACAAAUAUAAAUGUAAUAAACUUUGUAGUAGAUCUUGCAUCAACGGAAGAUGCUCUGCCAGAGAAACUUGCACUUGCAAUGCAGGUUAUAUUCUUGAUUUGAAAGAUAAAUACAAAUGUAACAAACUAUGCAGCAGAACAUGUGUGAAUGGAAGAUGUACUGCUAGAGAAACAUGUUCUUGUAAUGCGGGAUAUAUCCUCGAUUUGAAGGACAAAUAUAAAUGUAAUAAACUAUGUAGUCAAUCAUGCAUGAAUGGAAGGUGCUCUGCCAAAGAAACAUGCUCUUGUAAUGCAGGUUAUAGCCUUGACCUGAAAGAUAAAUACAAAUGUAACAGUCUAUGUAGUAAAACAUGUGUGAAUGGAAGAUGUACUGCUAAAGAAACAUGCUCUUGUAAUGCAGGAUAUAUCCUCGAUUCGAAGGACAAAUAUAAAUGUAAUAAACUAUGUAGUAGAUCAUGCAUAAAUGGUAGGUGCUCUGCCAAAGAAACUUGCACUUGCAAUGCAGGUUAUAGCCUUGAUCAGAAAGAUAAAUACAAAUGUAACAAACUAUACAGCAAAACAUGUGUGAAUGGAAGAUGUACUGCUAGAGAAACAUGUUCUUGUAAUGCAGGAUAUAUCCUCGAUUCGAAGGACAAAUAUAAAUGUAAUAAACUUUGUAGUAGAUCUUGCAUCAACGGAAGAUGCUCUGCCAGAGAAACUUGCACUUGCAAUGCAGGUUAUAGCCUUGACCUGAAAGAUAAAUACAAAUGUAAUAGUCCGUGUAGUAAAACAUGUGUGAAUGGGAGAUGUACUGCUAGAGAAACAUGCUCUUGUAAUGCAGGAUAUUAUCUCGAUUCGAAGGACAAAUAUAAAUGUAAUAAACUGUGUAGUAGAACAUGCAUAAAUGGAAGUUGCUCUGCCAAAGAAACUUGUAGUUGUGAUACAGGAUUCGUCCAAGAUCCGAAAGACAAGUACAAAUGCAAUCUGCUAUGUAGUAAAUCAUGCAUCAAUGGACGGUGCUCUGCCAAAGAAACUUGUACUUGUAAUACAGGAUUCAUCCCAGAUCCGAAAGACAAGUACAAAUGCAAUCAGCUAUGCAUGAGACCCUGCGUCAAUGGACGGUGUUCUGCUAAAGAAACUUGUACUUGUAACACUGGAUACGUCCCGGAUCCGGAUGACAGAUACAGAUGUAACCUGCUAUGUAGUAAAUCAUGCAUCAAUGGACGGUGCUCUGCCAAUGAAACUUGUACUUGUGAUACAGGAUUCGUCCCAGAUCCGAAAGACAAGUACAAAUGCAAUCAGCUUUGCAGUAGACCAUGCGUCAAUGGACAGUGUUCUGCCAAAGAAACUUGUACUUGUAACACUGGAUACAUCCUAGAUCCGAAAGACAAAUACAAUUGCACUCUGGCAUGUAGUAAAUCAUGCAUCAAUGGACGGUGCUCUGCCAAAGAAACUUGUACUUGUGAUGCAGGAUUCAUCCCAGAUCCGAAAGACAAGUACAAAUGCAAUCAGCUAUGCAGUAGACCAUGCGUCAAUGGACGGUGUUCUGCCAAAGAAACUUGUACUUGUAACACUGGAUACAUCCUAGAUCCGAAAGACAAAUACAAUUGCACUCUGGCAUGUAGUAAAUCAUGCAUCAAUGGACGGUGCUCUGCCAAAGAAACUUGUACUUGUGAUGCAGGAUUCAUCCCAGAUCCGAAAGACAAGUACAAAUGCAAUCAGCUAUGCAGUAGACCAUGCGUCAAUGGACGGUGUUCUGCCAAAGAAACUUGUACUUGUAACACUGGAUACAUCUCAGAUCCGAAAGACAAAUACAAUUGCACUCUGAGAUGUAGUAAAUCAUGCAUCAAUGGACGGUGCUCUGCCAAAGAAACUUGUACUUGUGAUGCAGGAUUCAUCCCAGAUCCGAAAGACAAGUACAAAUGCAAUCAGCUAUGCAGUAGACCAUGCGUAAAUGGACGGUGUUCUGCCAAAGAAACUUGUACUUGUAACACUGGAUACAUCCUAGAUCCGAAAGAUAAAUACAAUUGCACUCUGCUAUGUAGUAAAUCAUGCAUCAAUGGAAGUUGCUCUGCCAAAGAAACUUGUACUUGUGAUGCAGGAUUCAUCCCAGAUCCGAAAGACAAGUAUAAAUGCAAUCAGCUAUGCAGUAGACCAUGUGUCAAUGGACGGUGUUCUGCCAAAGAAACUUGUACUUGUAACACUGUAUACUUCUCAGAUCCGAAUGACAAAUACAGAUGCUAUCAGUUAUGCACUAGACCAUGUAUCAAUGGAAGGUGCUCUGCCAAAGAAACUUGUACUUGUGAUGCAGGAUUCAUCCCAGAUCCGAAAGACAAGUAUAAAUGCAAUCAGCUAUGCAGUAGACCAUGCGUCAAUGGACGGUGUUCUGCCAAAGAAACUUGUACUUGUAACACUGGAUACGUCCCAGAUCCGAAUGACAAAUACAGAUGUAACCUGCUAUGCAGUAGACCAUGCAUCAAUGGAAGGUGCUCUACCAAAGAAACUUGUACUUGUGAUGCAGGAUUCAUUCCAGAUCUAAAAGACAAGUACAACUGCAAUCAGCUAUGCAGUAGACCAUGCGUCAAUGGAAGAUGCUCUGCCAAAGAAACUUGUACUUGUAAUCGAGGGUAUAUAUUGGGUAAUAGCAGUUUCGAAUGUGUAAAGGGUUGUUCUGAACAUUGUAUCAAUGGAACAUGCGUGUCAUAUGAAACGUGUGAAUGUUUCAAGAAUUUCACCCUGGUUAAAGGCAGUAAAUAUGUAUGUCAGGAACUUUCAGUGAAUCAUACUUCUGUAGGUUCAGGAUGUGGCCCUGGUUAUAAGAAUGAUAUAAUUAAUAACCGUUGCAUUGCAGAAUGCCCAACGUCCUGUAAGUAUGGAUAUUGUAUAGAACCUUAUAAAUGUAUUUGUGAUGAACCUUUCACGAUGAAGAAUGGAAGUUGUGUUCUGGGAAAGCGGAAUUAUACAACAAAAUUUGAUUCAAGGAAUUCUUCCAGCUCUGAGGUGUAUCUUACAAAUAUGCACUUCAUAUUCUUGGCGCUUGGAUUCGUUGUAGGGGUCACAUCUUUUCUACUUGUUUAUGUAGUAUAUAAAUUUUAUAAGAAGAAGAUCAAUCGAGAUUUGCAUCCCAUGGAAAAUGCCUUAGAUGAGUUUUUCAGUGCACAUCCUAUAGUUUAUGCUGACGCCUCUUCAACGAAUGAAUUUGAUAACUCUUCCGAAAUUAUUACGUCAACGCAAAGGACUCCAUUAUUGCAACAACUGCUAGGUGAAAUGAGAGUGUAAUAAUUUAAAUGAAGCAAACGAUGUUUACUUUACAAUUUUUCAAUGUUACAGCUAAUUUGUAUUGAGCUCAAUAAAGAAAGAACUUGUGGAGAUUUGAA